AAUCGAAGUUGUUAGUUGAAAAUUUAAGUUCAUUCGCAACGAAUUAAAAAUAGUAAUUUAAAUUUGUUUACCUACGAGUUUGUUUUUCUUUUUCUUCAAAAUAAUAUGAAGUUAUUAAUAUUCGUCAACGUAGUUAUUUUAAUUUGUUUACAUUUGACAGUAAUUGUUGUCAAUGGAAAUAUUGAUCCACAGAGAAGAGUUGCAACAAUUCAUCAACGAAUGACAGCUGUACGGAGUUCACGAGAAGGCAAUCCAAGACCGAUUGCUUGGGAAAAUAAUAAAAUUCCAACAAUUGAUCGAAAAAUAGAAUCUCUUCAUAGAUUCCGAAGAGUUCGUAAAUCAGUGACAGCAUAUCCAAAACAUCACCUUCUUCAACCAAUCGAAGUGCCAUUAGAUGAAGCCGCACCUAAAGAAGGCCUAAAUUCUACCACAGCUCCUUAUACGGAUAACCAUCAUUCUUGGAAAAAGACACCAGUAAUUCUGCAACAAGUUUAACAAUAUUUAUGUUAUUGCUGACAUUUGUGCUUUUGUUGACGUGUUAAUAUUGAUGGUGAUUAAAAUAUGUUUUUAAAAUUAA
Molecule: messenger RNA, 577 nt
Organism: Eupeodes corollae
Lineage: Eukaryota; Metazoa; Arthropoda; Insecta; Diptera; Syrphidae
Exons: 2
Coding region: 106-495 (129 amino acids)
Source: RefSeq, a predicted model, not a curated record